This is a messenger RNA of Zymoseptoria tritici IPO323, 781 nucleotides long. RefSeq lists its product as uncharacterized. The transcript is spliced from 4 exons. The annotation marks the transcript as partial. Lineage: Eukaryota; Fungi; Ascomycota; Dothideomycetes; Mycosphaerellales; Mycosphaerellaceae. The record is from RefSeq and is a predicted model, not a curated record.
AUGCUUCCACGCACGGAUGUCCAAUUCGGACCAGCUCCACAGUUCCACGGACAGUACCGCGCUCUUCAGCCUCAUCUGACAGGCCCUGAAGUCACGCGCCCUACAGCCAGUGUCCGCGCACCCUAUCCGGACGUUGCUUCUGUGCCCUACUUUGUGGACUCCACCAGCCAGGACUUCAGCAACUUUAUCCGGUAUGACCAGGAAGAUCCUGUGUCUGCUGAGAGCAUGAGACUGCCCAGCAGCUGUGGCUCCGUGGCGGCGCCAUCGCCUGCGACAGCAAUGGCUCCCUCGAUUCCCGCUGAUGGUCCCAUGCCAUUUCCUGCCAUGUCCUCUGGAGUACCCAGUGUUUCCAAUGAGACCGACGAGGGUCGUCACAGGAACCAUCCACUUUACAGCGAAGGACCUUGCGCUGAUGGACUCUACCACUGCCCGUUCGCCAGCGAUCCAAGCUGCCAGCACAAGCCCACCAAGCUGAAGUGCAACUAUGACAAAUUCGUCGACUCCCACCUCAAGCCCUUCCGCUGCAAGCACGAGUCCUGCUCCAAGCAAGAGUUCUCAUCGACCGCCUGCCUUCUUCGCCACGAAAGAGAAGCUCACGGAAUGCACGGCCACGGCGAUCGUCCACACCUUUGCUUCUACGCCGGCUGCGAGCGCGGCAUUCCCGGUAAUGGGUUCCCAAGGCGCUACAACCUGUUCGACCACAUGAAGCGCGUGCACGACCACAAAGAGGAGUUGUCAGCACAGGAUAAAGGUACACCCGACUCUCAACGUUCGCGGAAGC